AUGGUGAGUUCAAACUGCAUUUCACAAGUCCAACAGCAAGACGCUGAGACCUGUGGACUAGAAUCAGGACAAUAUAGUGCACAUCCAUGAUGACUUUCAGAGCCUUCACUCGAUCACUCGUCUACGAGAGCCCUAAUGUCCCUAAAGAGAAGGACACAUCCAGCAUCCACUGUCUGGAGUGCUACGGCAGGAACAUCUACAUCGGAACCAGGGGCUCGGUGGUCCAGCACCUGACCCUACCCAGCAGCUCACGCUUAGAAGCCGACCUGGACGGGACCACCAGAGAGGGGAGGAGGAGGAAACUCGGCUCUGGCGGUCCAGUAUCCCAGCUGCGGGCCGUGCCAGUUCUGAACCACCUCCUGGUGCUGUGGGACCGCUCCCUCAGCGCCUUCAACAUGUUCUCUCUAGACCCAGCCCCCUCACUGAAGAGGAUCCAGCACGUGUCUCUGUUCCAGGUCUGUGAGUCGUCUCUCUCAACCCAGUCCCAGGGUGUGAGCGUGGAGCUGGUGACCGCCUCCAGCAGGAAGCGUGGGAUCCGGAUCCACGUGUUGGGGGUGGACCGGUGGGAGUGUGUGAAGGAGGUGGCCCUGCUCCAGGACCCCGUGGCCCUGGCGGUGGAGGACACCGUCGUGUGUGUGGCCACCGGGAACAGAUACCUCCUCCACGACUACAAGACGGGCAACGGCGUGGAUCUCUUCCCUCACAACCUCAACAAGCAGAAUGUCAUCGUGAGCACGGCGGGGAAAGGAGAGUUCCUACUGAACGGACCUGACUGUUUGGGCAUGUUUGUUAUGAGUACGGGGGUGUGCCAGCGUCCUCCGCUCCAGUGGCCUGAGGGGGUGUUGGCGGCCGGGGUGUGUUUCCCCUAUGUCCUGACCCUCCUGCCCCAGGCCCUCCAUGUCUACAGCCUGGUGGACCAGCAGCUGAAAGAGACCGUCUGUCUGCUCGGUGCCAAGGGCUUGCUCCCAACCAAAGAUGGGGUGUAUGUGUUCACGGAGAGAGAGGUCAUCUUUCUGUCCAUGGUGCCUCUGGAGGAGCAGAUCCAGACCUUGGCUGGCUGUGAGAGGGUGCAGGAGGCCCUGGCUCUGCUGGGUGGAGUUCAACACCAGCUACCCCAGGACUCGUACCAGGAACUGGAGAAGACCAUAACUUGCAUGGUUGGAUUUGUUCACUUUCACCUGGGGGCCUUUACCGAAGCCAAAGAUUUAUUCAUUAAAGGUGAGCUGGACCCCAGAGAAGUCGUUUCACUGUAUCCAGACCUGGAGCCUGUCUGCGGGGCCUUCCGCUCCCACCUAACUCCACCCAGCCACGCCAGGGAUCUAAAAGCGCUACGGCAAGAGGACAGGGCCACGUUUCAGUUGUACCAGUGCUUCCUGGCGGAGUUUCUCAGCGCCGUCAGGGGGACGGAGCAGGGUCGGAGGAUCGGCGCUGAGGUGGACUGGGCCCUGCUGAGGCUCUACGCUGAGCAGGGAGACGCGGAGCAGCUGCACCUGCUGGUGUCCUCCUCCGAGGCGUGGGACCUGGACGCCAGCGUGGCCGUCCUCCAGCACCACCAGAGAUAUUUCUCCCUGGGAUUGCUCUACCAAAGUCACAAGGACCAUAUGAAUGCAAUCGAGACCUGGGUGAGGAUUGCAGAUGGACACUAUGAGGACACCUCGUGCUCAGCCGUCUAUGAGCACAUCGUACAGACUCUCAGCCUCCUGCCUUACAGCGACGUGGUGUGGGCGUUUGCAGACUGGACCCUUCUGAGAGACCAGGAGGUCGGAGUCCGUAUUUUCACCAGAAGAGACCCCGAGGAGACUCAUCUGUCAGUGCAGGAGGAGGUUCUUGUCUGCUUGAAAAAGUACCCUCAGGCGUUGGUUUGCUACCUAGAGUUUCUGGUUCAUGAUUUGAAAAGGGAGGAGGAGAAGCUCCACAGCCUUCUGGCUGUGGCAUAUGUUGCCCAGAUACAGCCGUCUCUCCACAGGAGAGAGGAGGCAGACUCUGGUGUGCGAGAGGCCAGAGAAAAACUGCAACAGUUGCUAUGGCAGUCGUCGCACUAUGAUAAUGCAGCUGUGCGCGCAAGACUCCAGCCGACAACCCUCCUUCUAGAGAAGGCCAUCGUUGUGGGGAGGGGUGGUGACCACCAACAGGCCCUGGAGAUGCUGGUCCACCAGGGGGGAGAGCUUCAGGACGCGUGGGCCUACUGUCAGAGGGCCGGCCGGGGCCAGACCAGGGAACUCAAGCAGAGCCUGUCCCUCGGCCUACUCCAAAUCUACCUGGGUUCCUCUGGUUUCACCAGCGCAGCCGUGGACCUCCUCAAUGCUAACGCUGCGGCCUUCGACCUGGAAACAGUUCUCCAGGUGCUUCCAGGGUCCUGGUCUCUCCAGCUGGUCUCCCAGUUCCUGCUGGGCUCCCUCAGAGGGACAUCUCACCAGAGGAGGAUGGGGGGAGUACAGAGGGGUCUGGCCCAGGCAGAGCUACUCAGACACAAGUACACUUGGGCCCAGGCCUCAAAAGGGAUGCUGAGAGUGCCCAAGGGUUGUGUGUGCACGGCGUGUAAGAAGGACCUCACAGACUCCGAGUUUGUGUGUAGUCUCACAGGUGAACUGACUCACACAACCUGUAGUAGCUGCACAAAAUCCUAGACACAGUCCUGAUUGGCUGGUGUGUGUGUGUGUGUGUUUAUGUUUGUGUAUGUGUCUGUGUCGGCAUGAGUCUGUCUGUCUGUGUUGACAAGUAUAAAGGCUUGUACUAGGGCCCAACACACAAAACAACAAAUCCUGUUUGGACUCCUGGUUAUGUUGACUCUGUAAAUAUCUUCAACUUACCCAGUCAUUAUGCUGGAUUAGCCACUAUCCUGGGGCUCUCAGAACACACUCCAAAUCAGGGAGCAGGGACUAGACACAUUUCCCAAUUAUAAAAAGAAUAAAAUAUAAAGAAUAAAAAUACACUUUGCAAAUAACUGAGUUGUAUGAAGGUUUUGCACAACAUCCAAACCCUGGUGUUAUGACAAGCAAUGUACAUUUAACUGUGGUUAUGUCAAAACCAUUCCCUUUUAAAAAACCAUAGAUAGACAGUACUGGCUGUGCUGUCAACCUGCGGACUCCAGAGAGUCUGGCCAUCCUGCUGCCCAGUCACUCUGAGUGUCCCUGCCCAUUCUAAUCCUUUCCAUUCCUUGUGUAUUUUCAGUUUAUGUUCCAUAUGGGGAUUGAAAUGAGACAGUACACAACCCGAUGUCAUGUAUAUAGGAUCGUAUUCCCCCACUAUCACUGUGUGAAAAAAACUAAUUGGAGACUCGGUUGGAAAUGCAGAUAUGUUAUAAAAAGGUCAUGUAGAAAUUGUCCUAUGUGGAAAAAAAAAUGGACUGCUAUUAAAUUCUUACCAGAGCAUGUCCUAUUUGUAACAUUGCCGUGUAUUGCAUUUAAUAAUACAUCAGCAAAUUGUAAGAUAUGGAAAUUGUUGUAAAUAAACUUAAAGACAUAUCAUUAAGUCCUAUGGAGGAACACCAGGCUCAAGAUUUAUUUAUCUAUUUUAGUCUCUAUUUAGUCGUUAGGCUAACCAUAAGUGCAACUAUUUCUUUAUGCUGAUACAUUUAGGAAUGCAAGCCAAGGAGACGCCUUGGGCCCAGAAACAGUGACUAGACUUGUGCUUCUGGCUGGUCUGUUUGUUCUGCGUCUCACACAAGUGUUUCCAGCUGAAAGCAAGGUGCUCCCACCUUGGGCAACAGCCUAUUUCAGCCAUGGUCAUGGUUGUUCUUGAUCAACCUACAGUGUUAUCAGUUUCGUUUAUAGAAGGAACAAGUGAACAUAGACUACAUAUCUGGAUCAGUUACUAUAUGAAAUACAUGAAUGUGAAGUACUUGCAUGCUACCAGUGUGAAGCCUUGAUUUGUUCUAGAAGGAUCAAUUUCAUAUUUGUUGUUGAAUGUCUGAUCUGACAUGGGACAUCUAAAACAGUUCUUCCAGCACUAUGGCUAACUCUGCCUGGCGCUGGGCUCCCAGAGGGGCUCAGAGUCAGUCUUGAGGCUGACCACUGAGUGGACCCAAGCAGCAUGGGGUCACUAUGGGAUCACUUCCACACUCCUCCACCCCCUCCUCUCCACCUCUCCUUCCCUCCUUUCCGGGCCAGACCAAGGAGGAAACUAAUGUUGUUUUGAAUACCGUGGGCUCCAAGCCUCAAAACAAUUUUUCUCGUCUCUGAUGUGCCUCGCUGCCUCUACAGAGCCAAAGGUGAAAACAAACAAUAAACAGACUCCACACAAACAUCAGCUGCACAGCAAACGUCAGCACAACAGAACGUGUGAUAAUUCGAAAGGAUGGGGGAUUCUCGAGGCAAUUGUGUUGCUUUGUUUUGCUCAAGCCCUCCAUUCUGCUGCCGAUGAGAGUGUAAGAUCCUUGCAAUCUGGUGCUGAGUGUUACGUGAGUGUGUGUCAUUGCAGGCAACAGCUCCCCUGGAAGUCAGCCGUGGAUCUUUAAAGGGACCAGGCCAGAUGGUCAUUUCACACAUGAGGGAACAGGAUGGAAGCAAAAAAAAUGCAAAAUUUCUGAAGGAAAGCAUGGUGGGGAUCCAGACAUUGGUCUCCAUUAUAAAUAUCCACCAUCACCACAGACACGGAAGAAGAAGGAAAAACAAGAACAUUUUAUUCUUGUGCUUCUCUAAAUUUAAAAAAGGCUGACUGGAUCAGAGUAGGCUUCUGUUUACAUGCACAUCUUGUUUUGUUCUGAACAUGCUCAGAAUAUGCGUAGGCCUGGGGAUGGAAGAUGGAUCAUGGUGAUUGUUUUGUUGAUUGUUUUAUUGUUUUAUUGUUGUUGAGUAUGGAACAUGAAUUGUAUCGUAAGUCCACCAAUAGAAAAUAUAUUUUCAUUAUCACUGUAUAUGCAGCUUUGAAUUGAUGAAUCAAUGAAUUUCAAGCCCAAUUUCUGAGCCUUUGCUUCCAACAAUAUACUGCAGUGCACUUAUUGAAAAUGAGAAAAAACAGCAGGUUGCUCAUUAAGUGAAACCCAUGGGAAAAAAUGAACCUUUGAUUCUUUGCAUCUCUGCCGUUUUAAGCAUAGCAGCCACAAAUUACUGCAUCAUGUCUCUUAUGACGCAUUUUUUUAGUCUCUUAGCGGUUGGCAAGAGACAAGGAGAAUCUUAAU
Molecule: messenger RNA, 5119 nt
Organism: Osmerus eperlanus (European smelt)
Lineage: Eukaryota; Metazoa; Chordata; Actinopteri; Osmeriformes; Osmeridae
Product: transforming growth factor-beta receptor-associated protein 1
Exons: 12
Coding region: 87-2627 (846 amino acids)
Biological process (GO): vesicle-mediated transport; intracellular protein transport; autophagy
Cellular component (GO): membrane; cytoplasm
Source: RefSeq, a predicted model, not a curated record